Messenger RNA from Pollicipes pollicipes, 525 nucleotides. RefSeq names its product dipeptidyl peptidase 1-like. The transcript is spliced from 4 exons. Gene Ontology annotation, molecular function: cysteine-type peptidase activity. The record is from RefSeq and is a predicted model, not a curated record. Gene Ontology annotation, biological process: proteolysis. NCBI's taxonomy places the organism in Eukaryota, Metazoa, Arthropoda, Thecostraca, Pollicipedomorpha, Pollicipedidae. The coding region runs from base 1 to 525 and encodes 174 amino acids.
AUGGUCCGCGAGGCAAGUGGCAAGGUGAUGCACAGGAACAACCAGGACCGAGUCAACUUCAUCAACAGCGGUGACUUCGGCUGUACAGCAGCGGCCUACCCCGAGCACGUGCAGUUCCCGCGCUUAGGAACCAGCGAGCGUGCGGCUCGUGCUACGCGUUUCGCCUCGAUGGCGGUGCUGGAGUCACGCGUGCGCAUCCUCACCAACAACACCAUGCAGCCUGCGUUCUCACCGCAACACAUCGUCAGCUGCAGCCAGUACAGCCAGGGCUGCGCCGGCGGCUUCCGCUACCUGAUCGCCGGGACGUACGGCAUAAUCAGCCUUACCAACCACAACGUCCUGCUCGUGGAAUAUGGGGAGGAGAACAGCAAGAAGUACUGGAGCGUCAGGAACUUCUGGGGAGACAACUGGGGCGAAGAGGGCUUCUUCAGUGCUUUGACUAUCCGCCGCUUCCGCAAGAUCGAUCGCGGCACCGACAUGUGUGGUUUCGAGAGCUUGGCCGUUGACAUUGACGUUGGCCCCUAG